Molecule: messenger RNA, 1469 nt
Organism: Humulus lupulus (European hop)
Lineage: Eukaryota; Viridiplantae; Streptophyta; Magnoliopsida; Rosales; Cannabaceae
Product: chalcone synthase 2-like
Exons: 2
Coding region: 82-1266 (394 amino acids)
Biological process (GO): polyketide biosynthetic process
Molecular function (GO): acyltransferase activity, transferring groups other than amino-acyl groups
Source: RefSeq, a predicted model, not a curated record
AAUUCAAUCCUCUCCAUAUAGUAAUAUAUAUGUAGUUAGCUCUGUUUGUGGGCAAUCACUAUCACUGCUAUAGAUCACGUAAUGACCUCCAUGACUGUGGACCAAAUCCGAAGGCCUCUGCGCGCUGAGGGUCUGGCCACCAUCCUCGCCAUUGGCACGGCCAAUCCUGCCAACUACAUCACCCAAGCUGAUUAUCCUGACUACUACUUCCGAGUCACCAAAAGUGAACACAUGACUGACCUCAAAAAUAAGUUUCAACGAAUGUGUGAUAGAUCCAUGAUAAAGAAACGUCAUAUGUAUUUCACCGAAGAGCACCUAAAGCAGAACCCAAAUAUGUGUCACUACACGGCGCCAUCCCUGGACGCACGUCAAAACAUUUUGGUGGUUGAAGUUCCCAAGCUUGGGAAGGAGGCUUGCAUGAAGGCCAUCAACGAGUGGAACCAGCCCAAGUCCAAGAUCACUCAUUUCAUCUUCACCACCGUCUCCGGCAUCGACAUGCCCGGGGCUGACUACCAGUGCGCCAAGCUUCUCGGACUCAACCCCUCCGUGAAGCGUGUGAUGUUGUACAACCUAGGUUGCCAUGCCAGUGGCACCAUUCUUCGCAUGGCCAAAGACAUUGCUGAGAAUAACAAAGGCGCCCGAGUUCUCGCUGUGUGCUCAGAUAUCAUGACUGGCCACUUUCGCGGGCCCGCGGAAUCCCAUCUGGAUUCCAUGAUGGGACAAGCUUUGUUCGGAGAUGGGGCUUCGGCGAUCAUCGUGGGUGCCGAACCAGAUGAGUCGGCGGGAGAGCAGCCUAUCUUUGAGUUGGUGUCAGCUGCGCAGACGACUCUGCCGGACUCGGAUGGAGUGGUCAGAGGGCAUUUAAAGGAAGCUGGGGUGGUAAUUCACUUACACCAGAGCUUGCCUGGCUUAAUCUCUACCAACAUCGAGAAGAGCUUGACUGAGGCUUUCGCUCCGAUUGGGAUUAGUGACUGGAACUCCAUAUUCUGGAUUACACACCCUGCUGGUCGCGCCGUUCUGGAAGAGAUUCAGGCCAAGCUGCAUCUGACGAAUGAGAAGUUGGCUGACUCGCUCCAUGUGCUGAGUGAGUAUGGGAACAUGUCGAGCGCAUGCGUCUUCUUCAUAAUGGACAAGUUGAGGAAGAGGUCGUUGGAGCAAAGGAAGUCCACCACCGGAGAUGGAUUGGAAUGGGGUGUUCUUUUCGGGUUCGGGCCGGGUUUGACAGUGGAGACGGUGGUCUUACACAGCGUGGCCAAUAAAUUCUAAUUAAUAAGAUUACUGUUGUUUUCGCACCUUAAGCAGCAGUAUAACACGUUCUUGUGGCACAAGUAAUAGUCUUAGCAAUUCUCAAUUAAUACUCUUAGCAAUUCUCAAUUAAUAAUUACCAAAUAUGCGUGCAUGCAUGUUUUAGAUUCUUAUAAUAAAAUAAUGAAAUAUAUAUGAGUAAUGAUAAGUCUCAAUUUCCUCUU